AUGCCUCUGGUGAAGACGUUGCCACUCGACGACGUUAUUUUGACGGAAGACGAGUCCACUGCAGUUUAUAGAUACGAUUCGGGAGUUGUCAGCUUCGCAGAUUUGCAAAUUGCACGGGGAGAGCGAGGACUAAAGACUGGAGCAGUUACCAUAUCCUCUUCGUUUCUUUCGCCGUCGCCGUCUCAUCUCAGCCUCGACAUCGUCGUUGUGUUCGUCAUCAUAAUCAUGGCCGGAUCCUCCACAAGCUAUUACUUUGUCAUCAUAGGCACCAAGGACAAUCCACUUUACGAAGCAGAGUUCGGGUCCUUCAAGCAAGGCGGCGAUGGCAUUGCUAAGUUUCGCGAAGAGCAGCGGCACAUGAACCAAUUUAUCGCACAUUCCAGCCUCGAUUGCAUUGAAGAUCAACAAUGGGCAAGCAAGGAAAUGUACCUAAAAACCGUUGACAAGUUCAACAAUACCUGGGUAUCCUGCUUCCUAACCGGCGGAAAUAUCAAAUUUCUACUCGUACAUGAUACGCGAUCAGACGAACCUAUACGACAGUUCUUCACAGAUGUAUAUGACUUGUAUUGCAAAACGUUAAUGAACCCGUUCUAUGAGGUCAACAUGGCUAUUCGUAGCCAGACGUUCGACCAAAAGAUCAAGGCUGCAGCGAAAAAAUACCUCUAA
Messenger RNA from Orbilia oligospora ATCC 24927, 666 nucleotides. RefSeq lists its product as uncharacterized. Gene Ontology annotation, biological process: endoplasmic reticulum to Golgi vesicle-mediated transport. The record is from RefSeq and is a predicted model, not a curated record. Gene Ontology annotation, cellular component: nucleus; cytoplasm; TRAPP complex. The transcript has 4 exons. NCBI's taxonomy places the organism in Eukaryota, Fungi, Ascomycota, Orbiliomycetes, Orbiliales, Orbiliaceae. Bases 1 to 666 code for a protein of 221 amino acids.